Sinocyclocheilus anshuiensis is the source of this 2134-nucleotide messenger RNA. RefSeq names its product stromelysin-3-like. Lineage: Eukaryota; Metazoa; Chordata; Actinopteri; Cypriniformes; Cyprinidae. Gene Ontology annotation, molecular function: zinc ion binding; metalloendopeptidase activity. The record is from RefSeq and is a predicted model, not a curated record. The coding region runs from base 90 to 1604 and encodes 504 amino acids. The transcript has 8 exons. Gene Ontology annotation, cellular component: extracellular matrix. Gene Ontology annotation, biological process: proteolysis; collagen catabolic process; extracellular matrix organization.
GGCGCGCGCGCUCUCCCUGCCUUCCCUCGCGCUCGUAUAGUAAAGUGGCCCGCGCGCAGGUGGUGCGUGCAGCUCUGAAUCCGAUCAGGAUGAUGCGAUCUGCACAGCUUCUCGCUGCAGUCUUAUGCUGCUUAGUGUGCAUUCAUUCUCUACCGGUACCAGACGGAAACAGCCACAGGUACAAACCUGCAGCGGACUGGCCUCAAAAGACCCAUCACCAUGGCCUGAAGAAGAGGGGACGAUUUCAUCAUGUUCAGGAUACACUGAGUGAAGACUCUGGCAAUAAAAGUGUGCAUCCACACUCAACUCUUCCAAAGAAUGACACAGAGUUCUGGAACAGACCUCGCUGUGGAGUCCCAGACUACCCCUCACAGAAGGAAGGGAGCGUCCUUAAUUACUUAACCCACAAAGGAGGCUUGCUUGGAGGCCGUAAUCGCCGAAAACGCUUUGAUUUGUUCGGAGGACGCUGGGACAAAACAGACCUCACAUACAAGAUCUUGCGGACCCCUUGGCAGAUGAAUUUAGAGAAAGUCAGACAUGUGCUGAAAGAGGCACUGCGGGUCUGGAGUGACGUCACCCCUCUCACCUUUACUGAGGUCACCAGUGGCCGGGCGGAUAUCAUGAUUGACUUUAACAGGUACUGGCAUGGAGACAAUCUUCCUUUUGAUGGCCCAGGAGGAAUUCUGGCUCAUGCCUUCUUUCCCCGAACUUACCGGGAGGGAGACAUUCACUUUGACUACGAUGAAUCUUGGACAGUGGGCAACAGUAUGGGUACUGACCUCCUCCAGGUGGCAGCUCAUGAGAUUGGUCAUGUUUUAGGAUUGCAGCACUCCAUGGCAACAGGCGCAGUGAUGUCGCCUUUCUACACUUUCUCCUACCCGCUCAAACUGAGUGAAGAUGACAAGCAAGGCAUACAGUCUUUGUAUGGCGCCAAACACACUGAUGAUAAAGUAAAGACGGAGGAGAGAACUCCCAAAAUCACAGAAACCAAUGAGAUAGAAACCACAGUGCCUGAUGCUUGCCAAACUGACUUUGAUGCUGUAUCUAUGAUCCGAGGUGAGCUGUUUUUCUUUAAGUCGGGUUAUGUAUGGCGGAUCCGUGAUGGUAAACUCCAGACUGGAUAUCCUGCAUUGGCAUCCAGGCACUGGAGAGGAAUCCCAGGAGACAUUGAUGCUGCUUUUGAGGACAAAUCUGGAAAUAUCUGGUUCUUCCAAGGCCAGAGUUACUGGGUUUUUGAUGCAGAGCGGCAGAUCACAGGGCCAGACUCUGUACGGCGACUGGGUCUAACAGUGAAUGACAUUCAGGCAGCCCUCAUGUGGGGAGAAGACAAGGCCCAGAAGAUCUACUUCUUCAAAAAAGGAAGCUACUGGCGAUUUAACCUGAAGGAAAACCAUGUAGACUCAGUCCAUCCUCGGAGCAUGAGGGACUGGAGGGGCAUACCGGAUGACAUUGACGCUGCUUUCCUCGACCGAUUCGGCUUCGCCCAUUUCUUGAGAGGGAAGCAGUACUGGAAGUUCGACCCAGUGGAAGUGAGGGUGCUGGAGGGAUACCCACGAUAUAUUGGCAUGGAUUUCUUCGGUUGUUCUGCAGCCCUGUAUCGAUGAGUCAUGGGUACAACUAGAUGUAAUUUAUCCCAAAUGUAUUGCUGAUCUUUGUCCCGCAGGCAGUUUCCACGUUUAACUUUGAACCCGUCUAGUUCUAGUAUUUUUGUUUAUAUCAGGUAAAGUGUCAGAUGUACAGUCUCUGUACAAUCUGACCACUGGAUCAAACAUUUUUCUGUGGUUUCAAGUAGAUACUGUUUAUCUACUCAGUGACUCAAGAUGCUACAUCUGUGCCACUUAACCAUAUACUGAAUGACUGUUGCUGGAUCUUCUCAUCUGCAAAACAAUGACUCUCAUUUCUCAGGAAAAGCAGGAAAUUCUGGCCUUAAAAUAUUUUGUGUAUUUGAUUAUUUAUUAUUUGUAUAUUUUUGGCAGUAUUGAUAGUGUUUGGAAAACAUAAUAGACAUUCUUUUUGAGAAACACCAUAUUGUGCUAUUAGUGACAUGCUGUUGAAUACCACAGAAGAUAAUUUAGUCUUUAAACACAAGCAAAAAUUGCAUUAACCAUAAUGCACUUACAAUGGAAGUCUAUGA